Xyrauchen texanus (razorback sucker) is the source of this 1118-nucleotide messenger RNA. RefSeq names its product cyclin-dependent kinase inhibitor 2D (p19, inhibits CDK4) (gene cdkn2d). Gene Ontology annotation, cellular component: nucleus. Lineage: Eukaryota; Metazoa; Chordata; Actinopteri; Cypriniformes; Catostomidae. The record is from RefSeq and is a predicted model, not a curated record. Gene Ontology annotation, biological process: negative regulation of cell population proliferation; regulation of cyclin-dependent protein serine/threonine kinase activity. The coding region runs from base 130 to 627 and encodes 165 amino acids. Gene Ontology annotation, molecular function: protein kinase binding; cyclin-dependent protein serine/threonine kinase inhibitor activity. The transcript is spliced from 3 exons.
CGAUCUAGCGCGCAAUGUUGAGGCGCAACGGCGUAUAUUUAUAAAUGAUUGUUUUGACGUGUUUGUGUAAAAAGAUAAACAACCAACGACCAUUCGCACAUAAAUACCGGCGAGGAGAGACACACGGUGAUGGUUCUUGACGGGUUCGGCUCCGGUAAAAGUCUCAGCUCGGCGGCGGCGCAGGGGAAUGUCGCGGCGGUUCGGCGGAUUCUGCAGGAUCACCGGGUCGAACCGGACAUCCUCAAUGAGUUCGGCAAAACCGCACUGCAGGUCAUGAUGAUGGGCUGCACCAGUGUUGCGUGUGUGUUGCUGGAACACGGUGCUGACCCAAACGUCCAGGACCGCUGUGGAGUGACCCCAGCACACGAUGCAGCACGCACGGGUUUCCUGGACACACUUCGAGCUCUGGUGGAUUAUGGCGCUUCUGUCAAUGUCCCUGACCACAGCGGAGCCUUGCCCAUUCACAUCGCCAUACGUGAAGGUCACUGGGACGUAGUGGAGUACCUGGCCCAUCGGUCAAACCUGGGGCACCAGGACAUCAGAGGAGCCAACGCGCUGGACAUGGCCCGGGCGGCGAGCGCUCCAGAGAUGGUUGAACUUCUAGAGCGUCUGAUGGAAACCAGUUAAGAAUGAAAGAACUUUACGGUUCCAUUCGUUGUGUGGGAGCUCUCAGCACUCAAUCGUAGGUUGUAAAUUAAAUGAAUAUGUUAAAAUAAAUGUUUGAUAGUUGAAAUCAAAAUAUUAGUAGUAAAAUGUAGCAGCAGUUUUGCACAGAGUAAACCACUCUCCGUCGGUCAUGUGGGGUUUUGCCAGGCACAAAUGUAAAUAGCUCUUUUUUUGUUGAUGUUUGUUGGUAUAUUUCAACAUGUCUGUGCAGAAACUUGAACUGUUAACAUUUUUAUUCUCAUGAAAUUAUUCCCUGCCACCCGUGGCACAACAUGCACUGAUGAACUUGUAGAAUUUUGGCUUUGUGUGUAAGUAUGUUUGAAGUGUUUUGUUGUUGAUUAACAUCUGUAAAUAACAUUUUAUGAAUUUAUUUGGCUUAUUUAUUGAAGAUUUGUAUAUUAACAUUAAUGUUUACUGUGAAAUUUCAAAUGUUAUUUAUUAAGGUGUUUUAA